AUGCUCGUCUCUACGCGGUGUCCUUACUGGAGGACAUGCAAACUCCCACAGCGGAUUCCUCGACCGUCACCUUCCCCCGUCGCAUAUCGGAACUAUUCUGCAGCCGCAUGGCCAACCCCAAAAAGGCGGGUAUGGAUUCGCUUAACGGCGGUCACGUUGACAGCUGCCGCAAUUGGAGCUUACAUCAGAUCACGACAAGACAUCUUGGACGCCAAUCUGAACCCGUUGACAUUCGCUCGCUACAAAUUGGUGUCGAGAGAACAAGUCUCCUCAACAAAUAGUAUAUUCACACUCGAACCAGCGGCGUCGGCAGAUAACCACGAGACGUACGAAAUCGCAUGGCAGGCGGGAGUAUGGAGUGUGAUGUUCAAGCAACCACAACUACAAAUCGGGCGAGAUUAUACACCGCUUCCACCUGUUGACGAUGCGAGCGAAGAUGCAAAGGAGUCGUUGCGAUUUUUGAUUCGUCGAGAUCCACAUGGAGAGGUAUCUCGGUAUUUGCACGGUCUACAACAAGGAGCCAGUAUUGAAAUGAGAGGUCCGCAAAUAGAAUGCGAGAUCGAUCCAGAGGUUAAUGAUAUAUUAUUCAUUGCAGGCGGCACGGGAAUUGCUCCGGCUUUGCAGGCCGCCUAUAUAAUAUUCAGACGUCCUGUGGAAGGAAGGACGCCUAAGAUUCAUAUCUUGUGGGCUAAUAGGAAACGAGAAGAUUGUGCAGGGGGCAUUAGCGACACGCCAAAUAUAAUACGACCAAACGCAACAUGGUGGUGGCCAUUUCACAAGGACACGACUAGCCCUACCGACACUCUCGGGUCUAGUGCAGCGCAAGCCAAACAAAACGCUAUAGUUCGCGAGCUACAAGCCCUCAAAACCCGAUACCCUAGGCAGAUCUCAGUUGACUACUUUGUUGAUGAGGAACACACAUUCAUCAGCACAAAGGAGAUUAAAGCGUAUAUCGACUCUAUACAGUCUUCACCUGGCACUAAGAAGAUGAUUAUUAUUUCUGGUCCGGAAGGAUUCAUCAAUUACAUGGCAGGUCCAAAAGUCUGGGCGCAUGGGUAUGAGCUGCAAGGACCUGUUAAAGGACUCAUUCAGCAGAUUGGCGUUCGAGACUGGGAGAUUUGGAAGUUAAUGCCAUUCCACGCUUCAUUAAGCAGGCGCGUGACGCUCCACCAGCGCUCACUGCGCACUGCCAUCCGAACUUUCGCCUCGUCUCGAUCCUCCCUCUCUCAAGAUGUUUUCCACUCUCAAUUAAACAACCCCGAGGUCUCGGCCAUCCUAUCGUCGAUGAACUCGAAUAUUACCGUUCCACAGACCCUGACCGAGAAGAUCGUACAAAAAUAUGCCGUCGGAUUGGCUCCCGGAAAAUUCGUCAAGGCCGGUGAUUAUGUGACCAUCAGUCCUCAUCGGUGCAUGACUCACGACAAUUCAUGGCCCGUGGCGUUGAAGUUCAUGUCUAUCGGCGCUUCCAAGCUACACGACCCCAAUCAAAUUGUCAUGACUCUGGAUCACGACGUACAAAACAAGACUGAGAAGAACCUACAGAAAUACCGACAAAUUGAAGAAUUUGCCCAGCACCAUGGCGUCGAGUUUUAUCCUGCUGGAAGAGGCAUUGGACAUCAGAUUAUGGUUGAAGAAGGAUUCGCAUGGCCAGGAACUCUGGUCGUUGCGUCCGAUAGUCAUAGUAAUAUGUAUGGUGGUGUUGGGUGUUUGGGAACGCCUAUUGUGCGUACCGAUGGAGCUAGUAUUUGGGCAACUGGAAAGACGUGGUGGCAGGUUCCUAAUAUUGCACGAGUGCACUUCACUGGAGUUUUGCCUGCCGGAGUUACUGGAAAAGAUGUAAUCGUCGCGCUGUGCCACUUGUUCGGCAAAGACGACGUCCUCAACCACGCUAUCGAAUUCACAGGCUCUGAAGAAACAAUGCGCAGUCUCAGGGUCGAUGACCGCCUUACAAUUGCAAACAUGACUACAGAAUGGGGUGCACUGUCUGGCUUAUUCCCGAUCGACGACGUGCUAAAAGGCUGGCUACGAGGCAAAGCUACGACCGCAGCUAUGGGGCUGGCUGAUGGCCCCUACAAAACCCAUGCUGCACAACGAUUCACUCACGACCGGUUAGAAGAGCUGUUUGCGAACGCACUGACCGCGGAUAAGGGUGCUAAAUACGCCAAGGAACUGUUUUUGGAUCUAUCCUCUCUUUCGCCCUACGUGUCUGGCCCCAACUCGGUCAAAGUUGCCACUCCAAUCAGCGAAUUAGAGGCCCAGAAAAUCAAGGUUAACAAGGCGUAUCUUGUUUCAUGCACCAACUCACGUGCAUCUGACAUUGCCGCUGCUGCGCGCGUAUUCAGAGAAGCUGCUGAGGCCAAUGGAGGUAAAGUGCCCAAGAUUGCAGAUGGAGUUAAGUUUUACAUUGCUGCCGCAUCUUUACCUGAACAGCAAGUUGCAGAAGAUGCUGGUGAUUGGCAGGUGCUACUAGAUGCUGGUGCAGAGGCCCUUCCAGCUGGCUGUGGACCUUGCAUUGGAUUAGGAACGGGUCUUUUGGAGCCCGGCGAGGUUGGUAUUAGCGCAUCGAACCGUAACUUUAAAGGUCGUAUGGGCAGUACCGAUGCGAAGGCCUACCUUGGUAGCCCAGAGGUUGUAGCUGCCAGUGCCUUGUCUGGUCUUCUCCAGGGACCUGGUUGGUAUCAGCAACCAGAGGGCUGGACCGGGGUGAUUCGGGGUGAGGGAGAUGGUAUCAAGGAAGAAGAACGCAUGCUUACUGCUGAAGAAGCAUUGGAAAAGGUCAUUGGACAGUUGGAUAAUCUCAUCACGGACGGCGAACAACAAUUCGGAUUGUCCAAGCAGAAGCAAGAGUCGGAAGAAAAACAAGAGGAUGCUGCAUCUCUGACAGAAUUGUACCCGGGCUUCCCAGAACGCAUCUCGGGUGAAAUCGUGUUCUGUGACGCAGACAACAUCAACACCGAUGGUAUCUACCCCGGCAAGUACACCUACCAAGACAACGUGCCCGUGGAAACGAUGGCGCAAGUGUGCAUGUCCAAUUACGAUCCAUCAUUUGCCGACGUUGCCAAGGAAGGCGAUAUCCUCGUAUCCGGCUUCAAUUUCGGCUGCGGCAGUUCUCGCGAACAAGCCGCGACCGCGAUCCUAGCCAAGAAGAUCCCCCUUGUGGUGUCUGGUAGUUUUGGAAACAUCUUUUCGCGCAACAGUAUUAAUAACGCGCUCAUGGGAUUGGAGGUUCCCAGACUCGUCGAGCGGUUGCGGGAGAGUUUUGGCGAGGGAAAGACGCUUACGCGCCGAACGGGCUGGACAUUGACCUGGGACGUGCGCCGUAGUCAGAUCGAGGUCAAGGAGCACGAUGGUACAACAUGGACACACCGCGUUGGCGAAUUGCCUCCCAAUGUGCAGGAGAUUAUUGCCAAAGGGGGCUUGGAGAAUUGGGUCAAGAACGCGAUUGGUGUAUAG
This is a messenger RNA of Talaromyces marneffei, 3453 nucleotides long. RefSeq lists its product as uncharacterized. Lineage: Eukaryota; Fungi; Ascomycota; Eurotiomycetes; Eurotiales; Trichocomaceae. The coding region runs from base 1 to 3453 and encodes 1150 amino acids. Gene Ontology annotation, biological process: L-lysine biosynthetic process. The transcript has 3 exons. The record is from RefSeq and is a predicted model, not a curated record. Gene Ontology annotation, molecular function: homoaconitate hydratase activity; oxidoreductase activity; 4 iron, 4 sulfur cluster binding.